Molecule: messenger RNA, 273 nt
Organism: Knipowitschia caucasica
Lineage: Eukaryota; Metazoa; Chordata; Actinopteri; Gobiiformes; Gobiidae
Source: the annotation of a GenBank genome assembly
AUGAGUGUUUUCCAACGACCUCCGGAGCGUGACCAAACGUGCAUUAAGCCCGAUGACAUGCGCCAGGGAGGUCCGGCCUCCAACAGCGUGGGAGGGGGUCUGGGCAUGGGUCAGCCUCAGCACCCGUACCCCGCCCUGGGACAGCUGGCCCAUGUGUACGAGCAGCAGCAGCAGCAGCAGCAGCAGCAGCAGCAGCAGCAGCAGCAGCAGCAGCAGAACAAGGACCUCAACAAGUAUGCGUCGCUCAAGGCCGUGGGUGAGUGCUUUAAGUGA